This is a messenger RNA of Tribolium madens (black flour beetle), 1267 nucleotides long. RefSeq names its product syntaxin-16. Gene Ontology annotation, biological process: vesicle fusion; vesicle-mediated transport; intracellular protein transport. The record is from RefSeq and is a predicted model, not a curated record. Gene Ontology annotation, cellular component: membrane; endomembrane system; SNARE complex. The transcript has 3 exons. NCBI's taxonomy places the organism in Eukaryota, Metazoa, Arthropoda, Insecta, Coleoptera, Tenebrionidae. Gene Ontology annotation, molecular function: SNARE binding; SNAP receptor activity. Bases 249 to 1184 code for a protein of 311 amino acids.
AACGCCAGUACACAAUCACGAAUAAAUUUAUUUAAUUACCUACUUCUUAUUACACAACCAAACACUAUAAAACAUUAACUGAGUUGUUUAAAAACACUUCUUUGAAACUCCCUCUCAAUGUAUUUAUUUAUUCAUUGUUAAAAACAGUGUAAACAUAACCUCACAAACGAUAACAGAUGUCAUUUGACAGGUGGUGAUAAAAAUUAUCAAAAUGUUUCUGUUCUAAUUCGGUUUUUGAAAACGCACCCAUGGCGUCUCGAAGUCUAACUGACGUUUUCUUGCUAAUGCGAAAUAAUGCUGUCCGCAGUCGUCACAUCUACCCCGACCAGGACAACUCGGAAAGAAUGCACUUGGUGUCCCUCAACGACAUGGAGGAGGGUUUGGGGGACCGCAACGACAACCGAAUGCCCCCCAUGUGGAUCGACUAUUUGGAAAAAGCCCAAAUGAUUCUACCAAAACUCAAAGCGAAGAUUAACGAACUGAAAAUGUUGCAUUCGCGGCUUUUAAACAGGCCUACUUUUGACGAAAGCCCCACUGACGAGAUUGCGAUUGAGAAUUGCACGCAAGAGAUAACGAGGAUGUUUAAUGAAACCCAUAGAUUAGUGCAGAUUAUUAAAAGCCACUCUUCCGAAGGGCCGAUGAAAGAACAGAGACUUACCAUUAAUGUUUAUCACUCUUUGGCAAGCGCACUCCAGGAGUUAUCCACAAUGUUUAGGUCUACGCAGAAUAAUUAUUUGCGACAAAUUCAGUCGCGAGAGGACCGCGCAAAAAUUUAUUUUGAUAAUCAACUGGAAGACGAGGAUUUGUACAACAGGGAGGUUGAUGAUAUUGACACCUAUUUUGUGAACUCGAAACAGAUGAGUCAGCAGCAACUAUUGUUGCUAGAGGAAGAAAACACCAGAUUUGCGCAAGAACGGGAACAAGAAGUGAACGCGAUUGUUAAGUCAAUUGUAGACUUGAAUGAAAUUUUUAAAGACCUCAGUCAAAUGGUUGCGGACCAGGGGACUGUUCUAGACAGGAUUGAUUACAACGUUGAACAGACGCAAAUUCAAGUCUAUGAAGGUUUUAAACAAUUACAAAAGGCAGACGCUUACCAGAGAAAAAAUCGAAAAAUGUGUGCUAUCCUCGUAUUGGCUGUAACCACAAUUGUUUUAUUUUUUACUUUAAUUAUCGUGAAAUCCUAGUCGUGAUAACGUAAUUUUUAUAUUAUUUAUGAAUUAUUCACUAAGCCAAAUAUUUAUUUAUGUAAAUAAAUGAUUGAAAAGCA